UUUGUCAACAGCCAGCUGCGUGUUGUAUAACAUCGAUUGAUUUUAUUACGUUCGGAAUGGAAUGUGCUCGUAAAUGUUUACGCGUUUUACAAAGUAACCAUCAUAUUGUUACUCGCCGCAUUGCAAUGACAUCCGCAAACCGUGCCAAGGAGGCUGUCGAGCAGCUGAAGGAAUCGAAUCCCUACUAUUCCAAGUAUGCCGACAAGAUUGCAAAGAUGCAGCAAACUUCGGCCGAGGAAUUCUUGGAUCGCGUUGAGCGCGUUGUCAACCCCAUUAAAGAUGGUCAGAGUCAAGCUAGAUCUUACUCUGAGCUGCUGAACCCUAAGCGGAAGCUGUCCAAAGAUGAGGGAGAAUUGCCCCACAAGAAGCUAAGCGAUAUUAUGAAGCUGGAACUGCUGGAGGACAAGAAUGCCGAGGAAAUUUCUAAGAUCUGGCUCGAAUACCACAAGACCAAGGACGUGCUGGCUGCCACCUUGACCAAAGCCCAGUAUGAGACAUUGACAUCUCGAGCCAAGGAGCAUCCAAUUUUCCUGCUUCCCUUGCCGCGUAGCGAAGGCUUCGAGUUCAUCAUGCUGCAGUUCGCCGCUAACACUGUGCACUUCACCCCUCUUCUAGCCUACCAAGUGCACCAUGAAAAUGCCCCCGAGUGCUUGACUUUGGUCCACUACACCGAAGUGGAGGACAAUGGCAUUGUUUUGAUGCGUGGCGAGUACGACUCGAAGGUUCUUACUGCACAGGAGGCGCAGUGCCUGGCGAAUGAGCUGCAGAUGUUCUACUAUAAGACGGACGAGAGCAAACUAAAGCUGCUCGAGACAUUCACCAAGCGUCCCGAUGAGUUCAAGCACAUGGAUCUGAUCAAGGAGGUCGAGAACAUUCAACUCGGCUAGACAUUUGCACAUUUACCAACAGCUAAAAUAAACUACCAGAAUUAAUUUAA
Drosophila nasuta is the source of this 937-nucleotide messenger RNA. Its product is annotated as ATP synthase mitochondrial F1 complex assembly factor 1. The transcript has 2 exons. Bases 57 to 887 code for a protein of 276 amino acids. Gene Ontology annotation, biological process: mitochondrial proton-transporting ATP synthase complex assembly. NCBI's taxonomy places the organism in Eukaryota, Metazoa, Arthropoda, Insecta, Diptera, Drosophilidae. Gene Ontology annotation, cellular component: mitochondrion. The record is from RefSeq and is a predicted model, not a curated record.